This is a messenger RNA of Pieris brassicae (large cabbage white), 2226 nucleotides long. RefSeq names its product fibroblast growth factor receptor 3-like. Gene Ontology annotation, molecular function: ATP binding; transmembrane receptor protein tyrosine kinase activity. The coding region runs from base 19 to 2226 and encodes 735 amino acids. The transcript is spliced from 14 exons. NCBI's taxonomy places the organism in Eukaryota, Metazoa, Arthropoda, Insecta, Lepidoptera, Pieridae. The record is from RefSeq and is a predicted model, not a curated record. Gene Ontology annotation, biological process: positive regulation of kinase activity; multicellular organism development; cell surface receptor protein tyrosine kinase signaling pathway. Gene Ontology annotation, cellular component: signaling receptor complex.
CGUACGUGAACACACAAAAUGUUUACAAUUCUCACUAUAAGUGUGAUUCUGUGUUGUGUUUUUGUGCAAAUUAACUUGACAAAUGAAUUGAAUACAAUACCAUCAGAUGUGUAUCCUGUCAGUCAUGCCGCAUUGCCCCGAGGACUGGCUAUCUAUCCCCUGCCAUUGGAGAACUCCGACCACGAAGUCUUGUUAAAUGUUACCUGGGACCAGCCUAUGGGUCCCCGAGUGAGCACUUAUUCGUUGGAAGUCGACAGUAUCAGAAACACGGUCGAUUGUCAGUCAACACUUUGCUACGAGUACAACAUUCCCGGGGAUGCCUUAUGGGCCUUGGUCCCAUCAGAGCCAAGUACCAUAGCAGGUGGCUGCGCAGUCCGUCCUGGCUGUUCGUACCGUGUGAAGCUCAUCGCGCAUCCAUGGGACGGCCACACGUCUGCCAAUGUUAACGUGCAGUUGGAUGAAUGUAUACUGGGUGUAUGCUCUUGCGCACACUCACCACGGCUUCCAAGACCUGAAGUUGAUGCAGAGCUUUUCUCCAAAAUGGGAGACCUGUUUGUCAAUGUGUCUUGGUCUCUACCAGCUCCACAAGAACCUUUACGGCUGCCACCUAGAUUGCGAAAGCAGUUUUAUUAUGUGAGCUUAGGUAAGCAGAUGAUAUCCGACGCCCAUCCAUCACCGUGGUUCUCAAACACAAUAACAAGAAGUAGAGAGUCAACGGGCUUUGUAGCGGUCCCUGAAGGUCCCUUGUGGAUGGUCCUACCCAUUAACGAGCGGAGCGUCGGUCGCAGCGAUAAGCAAACGCGGAAAUUGGUUCUGGACGUAAAAAUGAUUGCACGAGUGAGCCUUGUGGAUGAACGAGGGUGUAUAGGACCAGCAGGGAAUCAUACAGCGUAUGAUCCAUCGCAAGCUAUAGGAAAGCGUUCUUCAAUUACUACAUAUAUACUAUGGGCCCUUCUUGGAGGCGUUUGUGUGUUGGCAAUGCUGUUAUUGCUGGCUUGUACUAAACGUGUUAUAAAACGGGUGUUAAGACAAUUUUACCCCGCUACCGCGCCUUCUUCGCUUGAGCCGAUGAACAGCUACCCUAUAUGGUUCCUGCGACAAAACAAUGCUAACGUGACAAGAGGCCAAAUGGAAGAAAGUCCGCUAUAUGAUCACAAAGAGUUUGAGCCAGGUGAAGAAUGCGAUGAUUGGGAAGUCAGCAGAUCCAGGGUCCAUUUGGGUGCUUUAAUCGGAAGUGGUGCAUUCGGGAGGGUCCAUGCUGCUCACCUGGAUAUGCCUGGAGGCGAAACCAUCACAGUUGCCGCUAAGAUGCUGACAGACAGUACAGCAGGCGAAGAGAUACAUGACUUUCUCCGCGAGAUUGCGAUGUUAAAGCACGUUGGUUCACACAAACAUGUUAUCCGUCUCGUGGCUUGUUGUACCAGACGACCUCCACUUAUUGCGCUAUUGGAACAUGCCCCUAGAGGAGACCUUUUGACCCUGCUGAGAGCUGCUAGAGGGAAAAGAAACAUAAUGAAGGAAGUAGAUGUAUCCAGUAGUAAUGGACGGCCAUCUGAAGCGGAGACUGAAUACACUAACAUAAGCGAUUCGGAUCCGCCGUUGGAUCCGCCUGGAUAUUCUAAAUUAUACAUUGACUCGGACCAGGAGACAAGCAAACACCAGUACGUAGCAGAACCAGCAUUACAUCUUGACAGCUCUACAAUGAGAGAUUAUGCUCUGCAAGUAGCUUUAGGUAUGCAGCACUUGGAAGCAAGAGGAAUUACUCAUCGGGACUUAGCUGCUAGAAACAUUCUAGUCGAUGGCGCUGGUGUCCUCAAAGUGGCAGACUUUGGACUCUCCAGGUCUGGGAUCUAUGUCCAUACAAGAUCUAGACCUGUGCCGUUGCGCUGGUUGGCUCCAGAAGCAAUUUUCUCAUCGCAAUACAGUAGUGCCACCGAUGUCUGGGCAUUUGCAGUUUUGUUGUGGGAAAUUGCUACUUUCGGUGGUUUUCCAUACGCCGAACUGAGCAACCAAGAGUUACCAGAAUUUCUGACUAGAGGCGGUCGUCUUUCGAAGCCUGCUAGAGCCUCGCUACGUCUGUAUCAGCUUAUGGAGGAAUGCUGGUCUAACGACCCAAGCUUUCGACCAACGUUUGCCCAAAUUGUGAACAGACUUACAGUCCAAAAUCAAUUGUAUGUGGAUUUAGAUUGUGUUUUUCCACCAUUCGAAGACCUGAAGACUGAAUAA